AUGUCUUACCUUAUACCGGAAACUCUUUUACAAUGGCCGUGGUCACGCCAGCAAAAUGUUCACGAUGCCGAGGUCGGACCCGAAUCCACAUUAUGGAUACAAAGCUUCAACGCGCUUGACGCGAAGUCUCAGCGCGCGUUCGAUCUUUGUGAUUUCAAUGAACUGAGAUCGAGUUGCGAUAUGAUGCACCUGUUCUUUAUGAUUGACGAGCUCUCCGACCAGGAAACGGGUCCUGUUGUCCGCGAGCAAGCAGCAAGCAUCAUGGAUGCUUUCAGAAAUCCAUACGCUCAGCGACCCGCUGGCGAGAGCAUUCUUGGAGAAAUCAGCCGCCAAUUUUGGGGCCGAACACUUGAGCGCGCAAAGCCAAGCGCACUCACUCAGCAAAGAUUCAUUGCGACGUUUGACGCUUACACGGCUGCGGUCGCUACUCAGGCCAACGACCGCGACGCAGAUUUCGUCCGCGAUAUUGAAAGCUAUCUUGCUGUGAGACGCAACACGAUUGGAACGUAUCCUUCAUUCGUUUUCCUCGAGUUGGGAAUGGACCUUCCCGAAGACGUUCUCGAACAUUCCAUCAUACGUGACAUGCAGCGGUAUAUAAGCGAGCUGAUCGCCGUCUCAAACGACCUUUAUUCAUACAACAUCGAACAAGCGCGUGGUGACAGUGGACACAAUGUCCUGACAGUUGCGAUGCACGACCUCGGGACGGGCCUUGACGGCGCCAUUAAAUGGACGGGUGAGUACUGUGAUAUUCUCGAACGGAAGUUCAAAGAUGCCGCCAACCAUCUGCCAAGCUGGGGAAGGGGCAUCGACGAGCAAGUUACGCACUACGUGUCUGGCUUUGGGAACUGGGCGCGUGCUAACGAGGUGUGGAGCUUCGAGACGCCUCGGUAUUUUGGCAAGGAAGGCCGUGCUGUACAAAAGAACAGGAUGGUAAUUCUCCUUCCCAAACGUUUUUGA
Molecule: messenger RNA, 957 nt
Organism: Coniophora puteana RWD-64-598 SS2
Lineage: Eukaryota; Fungi; Basidiomycota; Agaricomycetes; Boletales; Coniophoraceae
Product: terpenoid synthase
Exons: 4
Coding region: 1-957 (318 amino acids)
Source: RefSeq, a predicted model, not a curated record